GCUUUGCGUAGUGUACAGAGUAGUUGGUGUUGGAGUCUUGGUAUGCGCAAUACACGAAGAGGGGAUGAAUAAUACUGUGUAUCCGUACAUAGGGGACGAUGGAAAGAAAAAAAAAUGCGGCGCCAGCGGCGUUCGUGCAUGCGUUUGGAUGCAGGGUGGUACCGGGGGUACGUAUGCCUUUUUACCCUUUGUGUAUCUUUGUUGUCUUCAAAUCUUGCUCAAGGCCAACCGUUGGCUUGGAUUUCCGUGUCAUUCGGUCCCGUACCGCAAUUGCAGACCGCCACGGAAUGAAUCAUCCCGCCCGGCCUCGUCCGGUAGAUCCAUCGCGUCCAGCCUCCAAGUCUGAUGGUCCACCACCUGCCGCCGUUACGUGCCCGUCGUGCCCGUCGUGACCCGACAGCGUAGGUAGGCCAAGGACUCUUCGUAGCUGCUUGGGACUUGGGACAAAGGCGCUUUGUCUUGCCAUGCCAGUCGAUACUCGGUAGACCACUUCAAUUGCCUCUUUUUUCAUAAGGGUCAGUAGCUGGAACAGGGGUGAAAUGA
Messenger RNA from Colletotrichum phormii, 543 nucleotides. RefSeq lists its product as uncharacterized. Bases 99 to 392 code for a protein of 97 amino acids. Lineage: Eukaryota; Fungi; Ascomycota; Sordariomycetes; Glomerellales; Glomerellaceae. The transcript has a single exon. The record is from RefSeq and is a predicted model, not a curated record.